Colletotrichum spaethianum is the source of this 783-nucleotide messenger RNA. Its product is annotated as glutathione S-transferase-like protein ustS. Gene Ontology annotation, cellular component: cytoplasm. The record is from RefSeq and is a predicted model, not a curated record. Bases 1 to 783 code for a protein of 260 amino acids. The transcript has 3 exons. Lineage: Eukaryota; Fungi; Ascomycota; Sordariomycetes; Glomerellales; Glomerellaceae.
AUGGGUGGGAAGCUCAUCCUCUUCGAUAUUCCUGAUAAGAACGGACGUGCCUGGUCGUUCAACGUAUGGAAAACCCUGAAUUACAAGGGAAUCGAUUACGAGACUGAAUGGCUCGAGUACCCUGAUAUCAAGGCUAGGCUUGAGGCUGCAGGCAUUGAACCCUGGCUUGAACAGCGAGCAUCCCAUACCUGCCCGGCGGUGCAGUUUCCUGACGGGACAUAUGUGAUGAACAGCGCGAAGAUCAUCAAGAACCUCGAGGAAAGGUAUCCCGAAAAGCCUCUUCAUCCAGAUAGCGAGGAAGCGCAGGCCUCUUCGCAACUCACCAGCAGACUCUGGGGUCCGUUGCAGCCAGUCAUGAUGCCCGAGGUUUACCGAACAAUCCUCGGCGAGCGAAGCCAGCCAUUCUUCUGGGACACUAGAAAAGAUGACUUGGGAGGCAUGACGGUUUACGAAUUCGGCGAGCGAAGCCAGCCAUUCUUCUGGGACACUAGAAAAGAUGACUUGGGAGGCAUGACGGUUUACGAAUUCGAAGACAAGUAUGGCGGCGAGAGAGCUUGGGAAAGGACUAAGCAAGCAAUCGAGGAUGCAUCGACUCAGCUCAACAAGACAGAAGGGCCCUUUUUCCUCGGCGAUCAAGUGUCCUAUGCCGAUUUUAUCUACGUCGGCCUGCUGGAAACUAUGAAGAAAUACACUCCGCAACACUACCAACGCGUCGUUGAACAGGCCCCUGCUUUGCAAAAGUUGUACGAGGCUUGUGCUCCCUGGCUAGAGCGAGACAAUUAA